CCCGUAUUUCAUAUCUGACAUAUCCACACGCCCUAAACGUGCACUUGAUGUUGGAGCAGCGAUGGACCUGAAGCUCCGCUCCAGUCAUGGGGAAUAAACAGACCAUCUUUACAGCGCAGCAGCUGGACGCAUACCAGGACUGUACCUAUUUUACAAGAAAAGAAAUUCUCAGACUCUUCUACCGUUAUCGGGAUUUGGCACCACAGCUCGUUCCCCUUGACUACACCAACCACCCAGAUGUGAAGUUACCAUAUGAGCUGAUUGGCAGCAUGCCAGAGCUGAAGGACAACCCGUUUCGCCAGAGGAUCGCUGAGGUUUUCUCUGAGGACGGAGAAGGAAACAUGACCCUGGACGACUUCUUAGACAUGUUUUCAGUCCUGAGCGAGAUGGCACCGCGCGACCUCAAGGCCUACUACGCAUUCAAAAUAUAUGAUUUUAACGAUGAUGACUUCAUCUGCAAAUCAGACCUGGAGAAGACGCUGAACAAGCUGACCCGUAACGAGCUGACGGAGGACGAGGUGAGGAUGGUAUGUGAGAAGGUGAUCGAUGAAGCCGACCUGGACAACGACGGGCGUCUGUCCCUCGAGGACUUCCAGCACAUGAUAGUUCGAGCUCCGGACUUCCUCAGCACCUUCCACAUAAGGAUAUAAAGAAAUGAAGCAGUAAGGUAGAUUACAUUAGUUUGAUUUUGAAUCUACAACCAAAGACUGACCUGCGUCGCAGCUGGAAAGCAGAGAAACACUGAACAUAUUUAUGAGAAUUAAUAAAUCACAAAACGGUGACUGGAAAUCAUCAGUGAAGAUGAUGAUGUGACAGUGGGUGAGUCACCAAAAAGAAGCCUCAGCCAACCAUCAAGACAAGCUUCAUUAGCUGGGACCAUCAAGUCCAUGGGUUUUCC
This is a messenger RNA of Betta splendens (Siamese fighting fish), 898 nucleotides long. It is a transcript of the gene cib3, whose product is annotated as calcium and integrin binding family member 3. The record is from RefSeq and is a predicted model, not a curated record. The transcript is spliced from 6 exons. Gene Ontology annotation, molecular function: calcium ion binding. Bases 87 to 650 code for a protein of 187 amino acids. NCBI's taxonomy places the organism in Eukaryota, Metazoa, Chordata, Actinopteri, Anabantiformes, Osphronemidae.